AGCCAGCCAGCCAACCACCGUGCCGGCGGCAGGAAAGAAGAAUUGCUGCGUGCGCCCCGCCGCCCGCACACACGCCUUGGCCCAUUCCCCAAGAAAGAGCCCCGCCCCCGGUACUGGCACGCAGGCGACGCGAAGCAAAGAGGGGGAACGAAAGCGAAACGUAUUAAACUCGCACGCUCAUCAAUCGCAUGCGCUGAUGCGCCCUGCGCCCCCCGGACAAAUUCAAAUCCCCAGCCCCCGAAACCCGAAUUCCCCAGCACCGGAUUUUAGCGGGCGGCCGGCCGCUUCCCGUCGAUCCGCUCCGGCUUCCAACCCCGAAUAAUCCCUAAUCCCAAGCGAAUCGAAGCUUCCUUCCUUCGAGGGGAGGUGUAGGAAGGCGCGGGCGCGGCCCUGCUUAGGGUUUGGAGGUGGCCGGCGCGGUGUGGCGGGGGCGGCAGGGGGAUGGAUCCGGAGCAGACGUUCCUGCGGGUGCACGCGCGCCUGUCGGGGAUGCUGUCCCAGCUGCUCACCCCGCGGAUCCGCCUCGCGCUCGAGUACCUCUACCUCGCCGGCGCCGUCGCGCUCUUCUGCCUGCUCGUCGUCAUGCACACCAACUUCGUGCAGCAGCCUGGCUGCUCAAGUGAAUUUUCUGGAAUUGAAUUUGGAGAAGCACAACUGGUCCAAAUCAAGAUUAUCAGUGGGGGACUAUGGGCCAGCAGAGGCGCUUCUUACAUCAUGGAUCUCCAGAACCUGGGACGUUCUGCUGAGAAAAUUUUAGAGGUUAAUGGUGAUAAGUUCAACAUUUUGGCAUCUAAGUUUUGGUCAACCUGGGUUGGCCCUGGAGCUAGGAGGAGCGUACCAGAUUUGAAGGCAGCUGGAGAUGGUUCUGUCCACUACCCUUUAUCUGCUAAGGAGUCGUUUAAAGCAGCAGUGACAUAUUUGUUCAGAAAAUGGUAUGUUCGUGCUGUGUCAUUCUGGAGGAACAUAAAGCAACUUUCAGAAAAUACCCUCCAAUUAAUGGUCAGAUCAAAUUGGAAUGACUUCCUCCAUAUCAUUAAGGAUCUUCAACUGCCAAGCAUGGAUCAUCUACUUUCGACGACAGUGCAGUGGUUUGAAAGGAGGAGUAAAGCAUUCGAGCCUACCUAUUUAUAUGGCGUGGAGAAGGGUUAUUUCUUGCUUUCAGAAGGUGCUAAAAUUCGUCAUGGUGUUCGAACAAUUAAUAUCACAAUUUCUGCUCUAAAUCCUUGCUUCGGAAACAGGUGGCAGCAGCUUUUGAUAAACAGCAUUGUUGGCUAUGAUACUAUACUUACAAACAGCUUGGUGAAUUCUCCUGGUCAUGGCUAUCUAUACAAUUUUCAGACAAAGGAGCUCUAUGAUCUCAGUUAUGGGCAUGAACCACAAGGUCCUACACGAUUUGGAGAUUACUUUGUGACAAAAUGUGGUGUCCUUCUAAUGUCACUCUUUGUCUUUUUCACAACCACCAUGUCUGUUUCAUUUACUCUGAGAGAGACGCAAUCCCGCAUGCUUAGGUUCACAGUGCAGCUUCAACACCAUGCACGCCACCAAUUGCCCACUUUUCAGUUGAUAUUCGUGCAUGUCAUCGAAUCAUUGGUUUUUGUGCCGAUUAUGAUUGGGAUCCUCUUUUUUCUAUUUGAGUUCUACGAUGAUCAAUUGCUCGCGUUUCUUGUUUUGACUCUUGUAUGGUUAUGUGAGCUAUUCACAAUGAUCAGUGUGCGGACAUCUAUAUCGAUGCAGUUCUUUCCACGCUUUUUCUUGCUGUAUUUUCUUGUUUUCCAUAUCUACUUCUUCUCAUAUACUUAUGGCUUCUCAUAUCUGGCUUUCUCUGCUACGGCCGCAUUUAUGCAGCAUCUGAUUUUGUAUUUUUGGAACCGGUUUGAGGUGCCAGCUCUCCAGAGAUUCAUUCGCAAUCGAGCUCACAUUCACCAACAGACAGGUGUCCAGAUUGCUACCUCAACCAUCUACACAUCUACCUUACACAUUGCUAGGGUAAAUGUGAGGGACCCUGGCACUAUAAAUGAUGGCCUUGGUGCUGUUCGUGAAGCAGAUGCCCUAUUGGUUCAGGAUGAGUCUACCAGGAACCAGCAAGAGGGUCCACAGAAUGGAAUUGCUGAGCCAGCAGCCAACGGUGCUCUCCAAUAUCAAGAGCAAAACCCUCAGCAAGCUGGAAACGCCCCUGCAGGCUCAGGCUCCUUGAAUCCAUUUGGCUCCCUUUUGUUGUGGUUGUUAGGAGGCGGUGCUUCUGAUGGCAUAGUUUCUUUCUUCUCCAUGUUCAGAGAUGUCCGUGAUCAUGGUCAAGAUUACACCGAUCCACCUCGAAACGAAAAUGAUCAGGUGACUUAGAAUCAUGAAGAUGAAACGUGGAGCGAAGAUGAAUGGUACUCACGGUGGGUGCUUGGGCAGAGGCAAUCUAUUUGUUGCUAAGAUGAUAUAAAGCCAGCACCCCCUUCAAAAGGAUAAUGACGAAUACUGGUGGCAGCAUAUACAGACUGGUGUCGCUGGAGAUACCUGCUAGUAUUAUCUGUUUAUCAGUUUUUUGGUUAGUUGUUAAGGAUGUUGAAUUGUAUCUAUUCAUGAAUCAUGAUAUAUGUACAUUCCCUACCGUCUGAAUGGGGAUGCCCAUUCCAGUCUUGUACAGAAAUGUCAACUCACAGCAUAUUGACUGUUGUGCAAAUUCUUUGUACUUCAUGGGCGGUUCUGGAACAUCACUUGUGACUGAAUCGACAAAUUAAUGAUACGGAUUCAUCGUUGCUUCA
Panicum hallii is the source of this 2753-nucleotide messenger RNA. RefSeq names its product membralin-like protein At1g60995. The transcript has 15 exons. Gene Ontology annotation, cellular component: endoplasmic reticulum. The coding region runs from base 442 to 2340 and encodes 632 amino acids. The record is from RefSeq and is a predicted model, not a curated record. Gene Ontology annotation, biological process: positive regulation of ERAD pathway; response to endoplasmic reticulum stress. NCBI's taxonomy places the organism in Eukaryota, Viridiplantae, Streptophyta, Magnoliopsida, Poales, Poaceae.